Molecule: messenger RNA, 927 nt
Organism: Penicillium psychrosexuale
Lineage: Eukaryota; Fungi; Ascomycota; Eurotiomycetes; Eurotiales; Aspergillaceae
Product: glycosyltransferase family 8 protein
Exons: 3
Coding region: 1-927 (308 amino acids)
Molecular function (GO): glycosyltransferase activity
Source: RefSeq, a predicted model, not a curated record
AUGGACGAGAAUAUCCUCAAGCCACAUGCCUCAAAAGUGUGGACCACCCUCAUAACAAAUACUGCAUACCUCUCUGGGCUUUUGACCCUUGAGUACUCUCUCAGAAAGGUCGGGUCAAAGUAUCCGCUUGUCGUGCUCUAUACGGACACAUUCCCUGCCGAAGGCCACAAAGCCCUUGAUUCCCGGAAAAUUUUGAAGCGCCAUGUACCGUAUCUCCUGCCGUCAGCUCCCAAGGAUUUCACCAACGAUGUACGAUUCUACGAUUGUUGGAGUAAACUCACACCGUUCUCACUUGUUGAAUAUGAGCGUAUCGUACAACUUGACAGUGACAUGCUAGUCCUUAAAAAUAUGGAUGAAUUAAUGGAUGUCGAAUUGGAUUCACCAGAAAUGGCUGGAAACGGAGAUCGAGUCUUUGCCGCUAGCCAUGCUUGCAGCUGCAAUCCGCUUCAUAAACCUCACUAUCCCGCAGACUGGAUUCCGGCCAAUUGCGCAUAUACUACGCAGCAUGAAAAUCCCGACAUCGCGCAAACCGCCGGUGCUUCACCCACUUCAGGGUUGGGGAUACCCAAUGGAGGCCUACAGGUGGUGAUCCCAGCUCAGGCAACCUACGAGAAGAUUCUUGCACAGCUUGGUGCUUCUACAACAUCGAAUUAUGAUUUUGCCGAUCAGUCCCUUCUCGGUGACCUGUUUUAUGGUCGCUGGGUUGCACUCCCGUACAUAUACAACGCACUCAAAACCUUGCGGUGGGAAGGUGUACAUGACGCUAUAUGGCGCGAUGAGAAUGUGAAAAAUGUACAUUACAUCCUCAGCCCGAAGCCAUGGGAUGAAACUGGACCGAGCCAAGACCCAUCGCACGCAUGGUGGAAAACAUUGAAUGCGAAACGGUUGAGCGAGGAGCAGGAGACAGGCUUGAGGGACGAAUUUUGA